Messenger RNA from Penicillium riverlandense, 4653 nucleotides. RefSeq lists its product as uncharacterized. Lineage: Eukaryota; Fungi; Ascomycota; Eurotiomycetes; Eurotiales; Aspergillaceae. The transcript has a single exon. Bases 1 to 4653 code for a protein of 1550 amino acids. The record is from RefSeq and is a predicted model, not a curated record.
AUGUUCAAGGCCCUGAUGGGCGGGGGCAAGUCGGCGUCCACUUCGGACGUUCGCAGCUCCGGCUCCUCCAAGGGCAGCAGCCGUCGCAAGACCGACUCAAAGUCCAGCCGCAAAUCCUCACGGGGUGACGACCGUGACCGCGGCUUGGGCGAUCUGUCGGCUUACGACGGCGACUCUGUUGCAUCGACGUACGUGACGGCAGAACCCGAAACCAUUGACGGUUCCGAUCCCAUUAUCAUCGACCGAGCCCCCAAGCGCCGAGACAGUGAUCGCGAUAGCAAGAGCUCCCACCGGCGCGAUCGUGAUCGAUCCGCCAGUCGCGAAAGAGAGAAGCGGAAGAGCCGGCGCUCAACGGAAGAUUCGGCCAAAGGAGAUAAUGACAAUGACCGGGAUGAAAAGCGCGACCGUCGUGAGCGUCGUCGCACCAAGUCUGGCGAUCCCUAUGGGCCGCCGACCUCCAUGCCCUCCAGCGCUCCUAGCGCCCAGUUUGCCGCCGACAUCGCGGCCCCAGGAUUCUCGCAAUUCCCCAUGCAAUACGACAAUGGCAUGCCUUCGGCUCCUGGCCAUGACUCCUCGCCGGCACCAUACGAUCCGCAUGUACACCAGCAGUUCCCUGGUCAAUUCCCCAGCACGGUCGCGGAGCCAUAUCUUUCCAACCCUGCCGGCGCUGCGGCAGACUAUUAUGGCGAUCAAGGGCAGUCAGUCGCUGAGCAGCCGGGUGUCAGACCAACGCCUCCUGCAGUGAUCCCCAACAACCAAGCGCAUUUGCAGUCUGCAUCGUCAUCGGCGAACCCCCCUCCCGAGCCAAGCAGUGUCGGCCAAGUUGGUGCAGCUGCAGCAUAUUACUCCGCUGAAGUUGAUGGAUCGGAGUUACAAGCCCAGCCACAACCAACUUCAUCUUCUUCCAAGCCUCCGAAGGUCUCGAAGCCUUCGUCCUCAAGCGCAAUUGCAGCGGGAGCUGCCGGGGUGGCCGCAUACGGUGUUGGGACCGAGCUGCUGUCCCAGCAUGAGACAGGGUCUUCCUCCACGACAUCUGCGCAACAAACCACCUCAUACUCGCAGCCGGCCAUGACAAGCACGAACAAGCCUCCCCAUGGCCACUCCCAGAGCAUUGGCCCUGGCAUUGGUCUAGCAGCUGCUGGUGCCGCCGCGGGUUACAUGAUGGGUCACCAUAAUCACUCGUCAAGCCCGGCGCACUCGUCGCAGUACACAUAUCAGAACUAUGAGGGGUCUUCUCAAGGUGGUACACCAUAUGGGCCCCCUGGCCCCAGCGGUGGAUAUUCUUACGGAGCCGGCUCACUCGGAUUUCAACAAAGACAGCGCGGCCCUCUGGGGCGACUUGUGGACUUCUGGCGGGACCCAUAUGGCGUCGGAAGAUUUGAGGAUUAUACCCAGACGAUCGGUGUUUGCAAGUACUGCUUCGAACCAGGCACGUCGUCUCUUGAUGCGCCUCGCAAGCAUCACUAUCAUCCCCACCGACGCCAUUCUUCCGACCGCUAUAGUAGCGGCAGCUCGUCUAGGGUAAACAAACUCUCCCGUUACCAGUCUUCUGAAGACGAGAGUCGCCGGCGCAAGAAGUCUAAGAAAUCUUCAUCUUCAUGGCUGCCAGGAAUGCUUGCUGGUUAUGCCGCCAAAUCACUAUUUUCGGGCAAGGACUUUGAGGAUUCUUACAGCGUCCGCCCCAAUCAAGCCUCUGACGAUCGUCCGGCUUCCUACCACGGGGAACGCCGCUCGGAAACCAGCUACACAUCGCGCGGCGUUGUUCGUCGUUCCGCUCGCAGUCCGGCAAGAGAUCAUCACUCCGACACUAAACGGACAACUUACUCUGAGCGUUCCCGCCGAACCAGGUCGCGGUCCAGGUCCUCGUCUCGAUCCGGCCACCACUCGUUUGUGAAGGAGGCAGCCUUGGGCGCGGCAGUGGGGUCGGCUGCAUUGGCCGUUGCUAAGUCGCGCCAGCGAAACCGCAGCCAAUCUCCUGGCAGAUCCCACAGCCGGAAAGAGUCUUCAUCCGACUCGUCUUUCCUCGACGUUUCACGCAAGUCCGUGGGUGGCGGUAUUGGCUCAUUCUUUACCGCGUCAUCCGAAAACCGCAAGCCUCGACGACCGAAGAAGCGCAGGGGGUUCUUUUCUUUCAACAGUUCGUCAUCCUCCUCGCUCGAUGAUGAUCUCGCCUUCGGUUCCGGCUUUGCAAAGAAGCCCAAAUCUCUGAAAUCCAAGAGGAAAGGAAAGAAGAACGAAGAUGUGGAUGCUGCUUUGCUGGGUCUGGGUGCUACGGCAACCGCCUUGGCGGCCUCAUCUCAUGGCCGUAGCAAGAGUACUGGUCAAAUCCUCGCAGCUAAAGAGCAUCGUUCGCGCCAUUCUGCUUCUUCCGCUACGAACGAGGACGAUGAGUGGAUCGAUGCCGAGUCGGAGGACCAGUCUUCCUCCAGUGUCAGCUCUAACCUGGCAUUCGGAGGAAGUAGUGCUGAAUCUGGCUCUGAUUCGAGCGGUGGAUGGGGCUGGAGUUGGGGCAGCAAGAAGAAAAAGAAGGAGAAGAAGUCCAGUGCCGCAGAUGCUGCUCUCGCAAUUGGCGCUGGUGCUCUGGGCAGUGCUGCGUUGGCUUCUGUCGCUCGCAAGAAGGACAGCAAGUCUUCUAGCAGUUCCGGGAGCCUUCAACAGGUCUAUCCGGUGCCCACUUCCGAUCCUUCUCGCUUUGAUGCUGCCAAGAUCUCUCCGUCUGUCAUGUCCGGUGACCAGACGCCCCUCGUUCGCCCCGGGCCCAUCCCGCUUCAGCAACCACAGCCCGUGACUCCGGUGUCUCAGGCUAUAUACACCACCCAAGGUAGCCUGCCCGGCACGAUUCCAGCAUACAGUGCCCCUCCAGUUCUUCCAAUCUUUGCCAACGAUUACGAUCGAUAUGACACCACGGUUCAGUAUCCGCGGGAUGACGCCGGGGUUCCACCAGACAUCCCUUAUAUUGAACGAGACCCCGUCGGUCCUCUGCGCAGAAGCGACUCUUCACCUGUCUUUCCAACGCAACAAAGUUCUACAUCUAGCCUCAAGCGCCGGUCAACAACCAAAGACCAAGCUUCCGUCUCUUUUGACCUCACCGAAGAGCAGGUCGAGAAGGAACGUCGUCGCCGUGGAAGGAAGAGUCGAGAUGAGUUCGAAGAUGUGCCGGAGCAGUUAAUUGACCGAGGAGACGAACUGUCUGGCCAGGAACCCGACCGACGAUCCCGUCGCCGAAAGGAUCGAGAGCGCGAUUCUUCAUCCUGGAUUGAAGCCGCUGCGGUGGCUGCCACAGGCGCGGCUGCUGUCAGCACAAUCUACUCUCACAAGACUGAUGACGACGAAGCUUCUGAAGCCAGUCAGCGCCGAAUCGAUGAGCGCCGCGAGAAACGCCGUGCGGAGCGGCGCCGUGUCUCCGACAGUGAACCUGAGGUGUCCAUCGUUUCUAAGUUUGAUGUUUCCGAGGAGAGCUCGCCAACGUCUGAAUACAAGGAAAAACGGAGAAAACGCUCCCCUCGCCCUGCACCCGUGCAUGAGGACUAUGCGGAGUUUUUCGCUCCCGAGGGGGUGCGGCACAGUUCUGACAAUAACUCGCGCAAUGCGUCGCCCUCCCGUGACAUGCCGAUGAUUGUUGAGAUCGAGCCUGCCGCCGACAGAUUCGAGCGCGAAGCACUGGAGGCUACAAGAGAACCCUACGAAGGCCGCGACCUCCCUUGGCCUGUGCCUCGACUGAACAUCAUUGAGCCCACUCCUCCCCACAGUAUCAGUGGGUCUGUUCGAGAUGCGACUUCCCCCACUGUCGAGCCUGUGGACAAAUCCUAUGCCAACAAGCAGCGCGAGCACCAGACUUAUGAGUACGAUAUUCCUUCGUCCUCCGAACAGGAUCCCCUUGAGCAGGAAGCCGGUUCCCCAGCGGGCACGUCCAAGGAUGCCAACACCAAAUCCGACUAUGGCGAUGAUAUUGAGUUUGCUGCAGCAGUCGCUGCGGCAACCGAAGCGGCUGGGUUUGAUCCAUCCAUGGUUACUGAUAACCCGACCUACCACACGCGUACUUCGCCUCCUGGGUCUGAGGAUGAAGGCGCAUUUACUGCGUCCAAGCCCGAACAAGCCGAGAACAGGGAAAUCGAGCAGCCAAAUGGCAAACAUGCGAGGUCGAGCGAUGACGAUGUCUUUUUCAUGCCGGGUGGAUUUGAUAAUGACGAUACCCGAGACACCCCUCGCGACGACUCUCGAUCUGUCUACUCCGCCCCGGCGGGAGAGCCCGAGACUCCCACGAAAUCCAAGAAGUCUCGGCGAAGCGGCGAAGCCGUUGACUUGACCCAGGAUACUACCUCGGCGCCUCUUGCCGAUGACAAUGACGGUGGGAGUAAGAAGAAGAAAAAGAAGCGGCGCUCUAAGCGUGAUAGUGGUCUCGACGACGCGACUUCAAUUGCCUCUUCGCCUGCCCGGAUUGAGGAAUCUGGGGAGAAGAGUCGUCGCAAGAAGCGGUCUUCACAUAGCGGCGAUGGAGACGGUCUAUAUGAUGCUUCGGACAAGGACUUGGACACUAAAGAUGAUGUGGAUCUGGAGGACUACAGAUCGGAAAGGCAGCGCGAGAAGGGUCGACGACAUGGAUAUGAGGAGGAGAUGGAGUCGGGAGACCAACAGGACUUUGAGAAGGUAUAG